Molecule: messenger RNA, 3483 nt
Organism: Melospiza georgiana
Lineage: Eukaryota; Metazoa; Chordata; Aves; Passeriformes; Passerellidae
Biological process (GO): regulation of cell population proliferation
Source: RefSeq, a predicted model, not a curated record
AUGCAAUCCCAAGUUGAAAGCAAAAAAAGGAUCCAAGGAGGACCCUUGAACAUCAGAUUAGGAAAAGGGAAGGAGGACUCUCAUGACCAGAUUUGUCAGCCAGAGCUGCAGUUACUUUGUAUUUGUUUUUGAUUUCAGAUUUGGACUGCAGUCCUUCUAGGACUCGUCCUGACUCCAGCCCUUGCUGAUAAUUCUCAGCAGGCGGGCAACAACUGCCAGGUCUCUGUUGGUGGUGUUUUCCAAAAUCUGACUCUCAGCAGUCUGACACGUGUGGUGGUUAUUGAACAAAGGAGCAACCAGUUCUCAUGGAAAACCGUCUGGAACUACAACACGGGUAUCAUUGCAACCAAAUUGGUGCAACAGAACACCUGCUACAUUUCUGUCAUGAACAGAAAUGAGAUGCCCAGCUUUGAGAAUCUGGCCCACAUGGCUUCACAGAAUGGGAACCAGAUGGGUCUUGGAAGACCUAGCAAGAAGAUCACCUUUGUCACCAAUGGACUGGUAACAAACCUCAGCUCCUAUGGAAUAGAAAUCUCAGCUAUGUGCAGUGGACUCACCACAUACAUGGCUACUGAAGUUCACAGAUCCCAGGUCAAUCUGGGAUCAUGCAUUACCCUGGAUGUUCUGAGAAUUGUGGAGCUGGAUUACUGCGGUGGCAAUGGCAACUGGAAUGGCAAUAUCCCGGUCAUCAUUGGUGGCAACUCCCAAAUUGUGACCAUCAACAGGCAAUGGCGUGUGGCAAUCAUUGAGCAAAGGAGCUUCACUGGGUCCUGGAAAACCGUCUGGAACUACAACACGGGCGUCAUUGCAACUAAAGUCACUCAGCAGAAUGCCUGCUACAUUUCCAUCAUGAACAGAAAUGAGAUGCCCAGCUUCAAUAAUCUGGCCCGCCUGGCAGAAGAGAGCAAGAACCAGUUUGGUCUUGGAAGACCUACCAAGAAGAUCACCUUUGUCACCAAUGGAUUGGUCAGCAACCUCAGGUCCUAUGGAUCAGAUGUCUUCUCUAUGUGCAGUGGACUCACCACCUACAUGACUUAUGAAGUUCACGGAGUCCAAGUCAAUCUGGGAUCAUGCAUUACCCUGGAUGUCCUUGGAGUCGUGGAUCUCAAGUACUGCACAGGCAAUGGCAAUGGACAGGGCAGCCAAACACAUGUCGUCAUCAUUGGUGGCCAGUCCCAAAUUGUGACCAUCAACAGGCAAUGGCGUGUGGCAAUCAUUGAACAAACGAGCUUCAGUGGGUCCUGGAAAACCAUCUGGAACUACAACACGGGCGUCAUUGCAACUAAAGUCACUCAGCAGAACACCUGCUACAUUUCCAUCAUGAACAGAAAUGAGAUGCCCAGCUUCAAUAAUCUGGUGCACCUGGCAGAAGAGAGCAAGAACCAGUUUGGUCAUGGAAGACCUACCAAGAAGAUCACCUUUGUCACCAAUGGAUUGGUCAGCAACCUCAGGUCCUAUGGAUCAGAUGUCUUCUCUAUGUGCAGUGGACUCACCACCUACAUGACUUAUGAAGUUCACGGAGUCCAAGUCAAUCUGGGAUCCUGCAUUACCCUGGAUGUCCUUGGAGUCGUGGAUCUGAAAUACUGCACUGGCAAUGGCAAUGGACAGGGCAGCCAAACACAUGUCGUCAUCAUUGGUGGCCAGUCCCAAAUUGUGACCAUCAACAGGCAAUGGCGUGUGGCAAUCAUUGAACAAACGAGCUUCAGUGGGUCCUGGAAAACCAUCUGGAACUACAACACGGGCGUCAUUGCAACUAAAGUCACUCAACAGAACACCUGCUACAUUUCCAUCAUGAACAGAAAUGAGAUGCCCAGCUUCAAUAAUCUGGUGCACCUGGCAGAAGAGAGCAAGAACCAGUUUGGUCAUGGAAGACCUACCAAGAAGAUCACCUUUGUCACCAAUGGAUUGGUCAGCAACCUCAGGUCCUAUGGAUCAGAUGUCUUCUCUAUGUGCAGUGGACUCACCACCUACAUGACUUAUGAAGUUCACGGAGUACAAGUCAGUCUGGGAUCCUGCAUUACCCUGGAUGUCCUUGGAAUCGUGGAUCUGAAAUACUGCACUGGCAAUGGCAAUGGACAGGGCAGCCAAACACAUGUCGUCAUCAUUGGUGGCAACUCCCAAAUUGUGACCAUCAACAGGCAAUGGCGUGUGGCAAUCAUUGAACAAACGAGCUUCAGUGGGUCCUGGAAAACCAUCUGGAACUACAACACGGGCGUCAUUGCAACUAAAGUCACUCAGCAGAACACCUGCUACAUUUCCAUCAUGAACAGAAAUGAGAUGCCCAGCUUCAAUAAUCUGGUGCACCUGGCAGAAGAGAGCAAGAACCAGUUUGGUCAUGGAAGACCUACCAAGAAGAUCACCUUUGUCACCAAUGGAUUGGUCAGCAACCUCAGGUCCUAUGGAUCAGAUGUCUUCUCUAUGUGCAGUGGACUCACCACCUACAUGACUUAUGAAGUUCACGGACACCAAGUCAAUCUGGGAGCAUGCAUUACCCUCAGUGUCCUGAGAGUUGUGGAUCUGAAAUACUGCACUGGAAAUGGCAAUGAUCAGCAGAUUCCCGGUGGCAAGGGCAACUCACACCUCGUCAUCAUUGGUGGCCAGUCCCAGAUUGUGACCAUCAACAGGCAAUGGCGUGUGGCCAUCAUUGAGAAAAAGGCUGGCAUUGGGUCCUGGAAAACCAUCUGGAACUACAACACGGGUAUCAUUGUAACCAAAGUCACUCAGCAGAACGCCUGCUACAUUUCCACCAUGAACAGAAAUGAGAUGCCCCUCUUUGAUAACCUGGCUCACCUGGCACAAGAGAGCAAGAACCAGUUUGGUCUUGGAAGACCUACUAAGAAGAUCACCUUUGUCACCAAUGGAUUGGUCAGCAACCUCAGGUCCUAUGGAUCAGAUGUCUUCUCUAUGUGCAGUGGACUCACCACCUACAUGACUUAUGAAGUUCAUGGAGUCCAAGUCAAUCUGGGAUCCUGCAUUACCCUCGAUGUCCUGAGACUCGUGGAUCUGAAAUACUGCACAGGCAAUGGCAAUGAUCAGUCUCAGCAGAUUCCUGGUGGCAUCUUCAAUAACACCCAAGGCAACAUAUUCAACAACACUCAAGUCAUCAUUGGUGGCCAGUCCCAAAUUGUGACCAUCAACAGGCAAUGGCGUGUGGCCAUCAUUGAGCAAAGGAGCUUCAGCGGGUCCUGGAAAACCAUCUGGAACUACAACACGGGCAUCAUUGCAACCAAAGUGGUGCAAGAGAGAACGUGCUACAUUUCCACCAUGAACAGGAGUGAGAUGCCCACCUUUGAUGCUCUCGUCAGGUUUGCUGCAGACAACAAGAACCAGGUUGGCCUGGGAAGACCUACCAGGAAGAUCACCUUUGUCACCAAUGGAUUGGUCAGCAACCUCAACUCCUAUGGAGCAGAUGUCUUUGCUAUGUGCAGUGGACUCACCACCUACAUGGCUUAUGAAGUUCACGGUGGCUGCUCAAUACACUGA